Molecule: messenger RNA, 972 nt
Organism: Petromyzon marinus (sea lamprey)
Lineage: Eukaryota; Metazoa; Chordata; Hyperoartia; Petromyzontiformes; Petromyzontidae
Product: gamma-crystallin S-like
Biological process (GO): lens development in camera-type eye; visual perception
Molecular function (GO): structural constituent of eye lens
Source: RefSeq, a predicted model, not a curated record
AAUACCGCUGAUUUGUGCUAAAAUUGACAAUAAAAGUCGCGCAUCGACGGAUUUGUUUGGCCAAUUCCCCCCCUGCGCAAAGCGUUUACCGGGCGUAUAUAAAGAGUACCUCCAGUUCUACAUCGCUAUCCUCGUCACCACCAGCAGCCUGCACAAGGACAUCGGCAGCGGCCACAGCAGCAGCAACAUCAGCAUCAUCAUGGGGAAGGUUAUCUUCUACGAGGAACGCAACUUCCAGGGGCGCCGCUACGAGUGCAGCCAGGAGACGACCAACACGAGCCCCUUCCUGAGCCGCUGCAACUCCAUCCGCGUGGAGUCGGGCGCCUGGGUGGUGUUCGAGAGAGCCGACUUCAAGGGCUACAUGUACAUCCUCGAGCCCGGGGAGUACCCCGACUACCAGCGCUGGGCCGGCUUCAACGAGCGUCUGGGCUCCUGCAAGACGCUCCGCGAGGCGGACCGCCCCCAGCAGCACCGCGUGGCCCUCUACGAGAGCGAGGACUUCGGCGGUCAGGCGAUGGAGCUCACCGACGACUGCCCAUGCCUGCUCGAGCGAUUCCGCCGGCGCGAGACGCACUCCGUGCGCGUCUUUGACGGCGCGUGGGUGGCCCACGAGGAGCCCCACUACAAGGGGCGCCAGUACCUGCUGGAGAAGGGCGACUACCACAAGUGCAGCGAGUGGGGGGCCACGAGCCCUACCGUGCAGUCCAUGCGCUGCAUCAAGAAGCACUGAUGGCCGUAAACGACGACGGGGCGACUUUGAGCGAGCGCGCGCGUGCACGUGUGUGUGUGGGUGCACGUGUGUGUGUGUGCACGCGCUUCGACGCACGCGCACGCGCGACUUAACCUGCUGAACGACACAUCGAAAGCAACUCUCCCCACCCCCCCCCCCCCCUGACACAGAGAAAUGUGGUACCUGGUAAAUUAUUUUUAUUUGCUGCAGAUUUCAAUAAAGGAUUACGAUGUUGCAAAGUA